This is a messenger RNA of Mycotypha africana, 639 nucleotides long. Its product is annotated as S-adenosyl-L-methionine-dependent methyltransferase. Bases 1 to 639 code for a protein of 212 amino acids. The record is from RefSeq and is a predicted model, not a curated record. NCBI's taxonomy places the organism in Eukaryota, Fungi, Mucoromycota, Mucoromycetes, Mucorales, Mycotyphaceae. The transcript has 5 exons.
AUGGUAGCUUCAACAUCACUGGACGUUGUUCCUGAAGAUCCCACUGCAUACAAAAAGAAAGACUAUUGGGAUAAAAGAUAUCAGCAAGAAAGCUCUGAUACAACUUUUGACUGGUUCAAAACCUAUGCAGAGUUAAAGCCUUUGUUGAAUGAAGCGAUCCCAAAUAAAGAUGUUAAAAUUCUUAUCCUAGGCUGUGGUAAUUCUACUCUAGGCGAAGAUAUGUAUGAUGAUGGAUAUAAAAACAUAGUGAAUAUAGAUUACUCAGCAACCGUUAUUGAGCAAAUGAAGAAGCGUUGUGCUAAUCGACCUGAAAUGAGUUGGUUAGAAAUGGAUAUCCGUGAUUUGAAAUUUGAUAAUGAGUCGAUGGAUAUAGUGAUUGAUAAAGGUAGUACAAUGGACGCUUUGAUGUGUGAUCGUGGAGAUGUUUGGGAUCCUUCAGAAGAGCUGAUAAAUGAUGUGAAAGGCGAAGUUGACGAAGUAGAAAGAGUGCUGAAACCAGGCGGUACAUUUUUGUAUAUCACAUUUGGACAGCCUCAUUUCCGUAAACGACAUUUACAGAGAGACUGUUGGACUAUCAAUAUAAAAACGUUGGGUGAUGCAUUUCAUUAUUUCUUUUAUUCAAUGGUUAAAACUGUAUAA